AUGCGCUUCUGCCUUGUCUUUAUUAGGCUCGCAGCGUUCGUGAUCUUAAGCGGUGGUGCCACAUCGACAACCACGGACAACGAUGACACAAGAUUGCUGCAGACGAGUAAUAUUGAGACAGCUGCUGUGGCAAAUGUGCUACACGUAAUGCAGAGCUCCGAGAGUAGUAAGAGGCUCCUUAGGCUGAACGACCAAGCGGAUAUCAGUGGUCAUGACGAAGAAAGAAGCUCGCUGAUUGAGAAGGGAUGGAAAAAACUUCGAAAGCUCAUCAAGAAGGUGUGGAAAUACGUUAAGAAGCCUUUUAAGAAGACCGCGAAGAUUAUCAAAAAGCCUUUUAAGAGUCGCACGAAGAACAUUCAUAUAGUGUACUACAAAAGCCGUUUUUGA
Messenger RNA from Plasmopara halstedii, 387 nucleotides. Its product is annotated as RxLR-like protein. Lineage: Eukaryota; Oomycota; Peronosporomycetes; Peronosporales; Peronosporaceae. The transcript has a single exon. Bases 1 to 387 code for a protein of 128 amino acids. The record is from RefSeq and is a predicted model, not a curated record.